AUGGCAAAAAAUGGGAGCAAAUGUCAUCUGGGAGAUUUCAUCUUCCUCGUGGUGCUGGGCAAGGGCAGCUUCGGCAAGGUGAUGCUGGCGGAGCGCAGGGGCUCGGCCGAGCUCUUUGCCAUCAAGAUCCUGAAGAAGGACGUGGUGGUGCAGGACGACGACGCCGCCUCCACCCUGGUGGAGAGGAGGGUGCUGGCCCUGGGACCCCGGCCCCACUUCCUGACGCACCUGCGCUCCACCUUCCAGACCCCCGACCGGCUGUACUUCGUGAUGGAGUACGUCACCGGGGGCGACCUCAUGUACCACAUCCAGCAGGUCGGCAAGUUCAAGGAGCCCCACGCGGCGUGA
Onychostruthus taczanowskii (white-rumped snowfinch) is the source of this 348-nucleotide messenger RNA. RefSeq names its product protein kinase C gamma type-like. Bases 1 to 348 code for a protein of 115 amino acids. The record is from RefSeq and is a predicted model, not a curated record. Gene Ontology annotation, molecular function: protein serine/threonine kinase activity; ATP binding. The transcript is spliced from 3 exons. NCBI's taxonomy places the organism in Eukaryota, Metazoa, Chordata, Aves, Passeriformes, Passeridae. Gene Ontology annotation, biological process: intracellular signal transduction; peptidyl-serine phosphorylation.